Molecule: messenger RNA, 369 nt
Organism: Cooperia oncophora
Lineage: Eukaryota; Metazoa; Nematoda; Chromadorea; Rhabditida; Trichostrongylidae
Source: the annotation of a GenBank genome assembly
AUGCGAGCACAAGCUGCGGUGACUCGCCCGAAGGCAAGCGACGUUCAAAGUGAUGCUGAAAGACGACAGCGACCAUUUAGUCAUCAUCAGAGGUCUUCACAGCGGUCACAUCCUGCUGCACCUCAUCUUGUCGAUGUGGCUCACCACGGUCGAAGGCAGUCAGAUCGUGAGGAGCGUAAGGAAAGAGACAGAAGUGUCGCAAAGGAGCGAAUAGGAGGCCACCAGGGUGCGGUGCUAAAGGCUCGUGUUGCAGCUGAUAUCACGGCUGUUCCGUUACGCAAGCUUAGCGAACCUGUAUUGCAUCAUCAACAGUCGAGACCUGAGGUGCAGUUAGACUAUUGCUUUUUACGUUUCUUCCCAAGAUUUUAA